Molecule: messenger RNA, 1524 nt
Organism: Suillus fuscotomentosus
Lineage: Eukaryota; Fungi; Basidiomycota; Agaricomycetes; Boletales; Suillaceae
Product: MFS general substrate transporter
Exons: 16
Coding region: 1-1524 (507 amino acids)
Biological process (GO): transmembrane transport
Cellular component (GO): membrane
Molecular function (GO): transmembrane transporter activity
Source: RefSeq, a predicted model, not a curated record
AUGGAUCCAGAAAAAGAGACAUCUCAUGAAGAAAUUGCGGAUUCUCCGCUCUUCAAAGGAGAUGAAGCGCUUCGACUGGUGGGAACUCAAGCACAGAAAUUCAAUGAAGAAUAUAAUCGAAGACUCAGGAACAAACUCGACAAGGUUAUUAUUCCAAUAACUGCUGCGGUUUACUUCACCCAGUUUUUGGACAAAACAUCGCUCAAUUAUGCGAGUAUCAUGGGGUUUCCGGUAACUGGACAGAACUACAAUUUGGUUUCAAUGGCGUUCUAUCUUGGUUUUAUAGUUUGGGAAUUCCCCACAGUAUAUAUCGCCCAGAAGCUCAGGCUUGGGAAAUACCUUGGCGUGAAUGUUAUCAUAUGGGGCAUCGUGCUAUUGUGCCAUGCGUUUGCGGAUUCCUUUCAUGCCUUCUUCGCGCUUCGUUUUAUUCUCGGGAUGUGCGAGAGCUGUGUGUCUCCUAUCCUUAUAUCGAUAAUAUCCAUGUUUUAUAGAAAAAACGAACAAGGAACUCGCAUUGCAUAUUUUUACGCAAUGCUUGGUUUUACUCAGGUCUUCGGAGGCUUCGUAGCUUAUGGAAUCUCAUUUUACAAUGGAGGUGCCAUGGCACCAUACAAGAUUGUCUACUACCUCCUUGGUGGCCUUGCAAUCCUCGUUGGUAUAAUCGUAUUAGUGUGCUUACCAGAUUCGCCUGUCAAUGCCUGGAUCCUUACGGAGGAGGAGCGCAUUGCGUCCCUAGAACGGGUCAGGGAUGACCAGGGUGGUACGGAGAACAGGAAGUUCAAGAAAGAACAAGUCAUCGAGACACUUCUGGAUGUCCGAACUUGGUUAAUCGUGCCUUGCAACUAUGCUUACGGCGGUCUCACUAACUUCAGCAACAUUAUCAUAAAGAAUUUCGGAUAUACAUCAAGGCAGACUUUGAUUCUUGCCACUCCCUCUGGAAUUGUGGAGGUUAUCUCAGUGGUGGUCUGCGGUUAUUAUUCUGAUAAAAAGGGAGAACGCAUGUUACCAGUGAUUUAUGCAACUCUCCCAACCCUUCUCGGCGUCGGUAAAUUAUCCUUCGUUUGUAGCAACCCAAAGAAGGCUGAUCGCCUUCCAGCGCUGAUGAUUGGCUUCAACGAUAGUGGACAGAAGGGGGUUUUACUAUUUGGUUCAUAUCUCAUAGGUUCGUUUGGAAGCACAUUAUCUACGAUCUAUGCAUACAAUGCCAGUAACACCAGUGGUUACACGAAGAAGCUCACCCUCAAUGCGCUCACCAUGGUCUUUUUCUGCGUUGGGAACAUCAUUGGCACUGAAAUUUUUCAACCUAAAGAUGCACCGGCAUAUAUCCCAGGCAAGGCUGCCAUCAUGGUUUUGCUUUCAGCGCAGAUCGGAGUAGCAUACCUUCUGCGCCACAUUAAUGUGAAGCUAAAUAUCAAACGGCGAGCGAUUAUAGAGGAGAUUAAGAGGGAGAAGGGUUGGACCGAUGACGACGUUCAGAAGGAAAAGGAGCGUCGUGCAUUCGCCGACAUGACAGACAAACAGUAA